CUAGCCAUGCAUGCCAACGUUGAAGAUCGAGGGAAUAAAGGCGACAUCACUCCCUUGAUGGCAGCUGCCAGCGGAGGCUAUGUGGAUAUUGUUAAACUCCUCCUUGUCCAUUGUGCAGAUGUCAAUGCACAAUCCUCCACAGGGAACACAGCUCUCACGUACGCCUGUGCCGGGGGCUUUGUGGACGUGGUGAAGGUGCUACUGAAAGCUGGUGCUAACAUAGAAGACCACAAUGAGAAUGGACAUACCCCCCUGAUGGAAGCAGCCAGUGCAGGGCAUGUCGAGGUUGCGAGAGUAUUGCUGGAAUAUGGUGCAGGAAUCAACACUCACUCCAACGAGUUCAAAGAAAGUGCACUUACACUUGCAUGCUAUAAAG
This is a messenger RNA of Cyanistes caeruleus (blue tit), 376 nucleotides long. The record is from RefSeq and is a predicted model, not a curated record. Lineage: Eukaryota; Metazoa; Chordata; Aves; Passeriformes; Paridae.